Messenger RNA from Cynoglossus semilaevis (tongue sole), 2496 nucleotides. It is a transcript of the gene soat1, whose product is annotated as sterol O-acyltransferase 1. Gene Ontology annotation, cellular component: endoplasmic reticulum membrane. The coding region runs from base 179 to 1882 and encodes 567 amino acids. Gene Ontology annotation, biological process: cholesterol metabolic process; cholesterol efflux. Gene Ontology annotation, molecular function: cholesterol binding; cholesterol O-acyltransferase activity; fatty-acyl-CoA binding. NCBI's taxonomy places the organism in Eukaryota, Metazoa, Chordata, Actinopteri, Pleuronectiformes, Cynoglossidae. The transcript is spliced from 16 exons. The record is from RefSeq and is a predicted model, not a curated record.
CACUGGGCCAAUCAGCGACAAGCGCCCAGGUCUUUUUCUGCUCCGUGUUGAUACAAUGAAGAAGGUGGGCAGCAUCUCACUGUGUCGCUGCUGUGAGGGGCUUCAACUUUUCACAGAGUUUCACAGCGGAAACACCGAGUUCCUGUGAAUAAGAGAAGACCACGGUUACUGAACCAAGAUGGAGAAUGAAGACAACAGAGUCCUCAGGUCCCGCAGCAGGUCCUCAACCAAGAAGAUCAACUCCUCUGACCCGGACACUUCUUUUGAUGGAGAAUCCAGUCUGGAGGGUCAUCAGCGAGGACGUGGAGACAACCACAUUACCAGAAACGGGAGAAUUGAAAUGGAACACAUGAUCAGCAAAAAACUAGAGCUGAAGAGGAAAGCUGAGUUUUUGAAAAGCGAUCUGCUGCGUCAGUUGGAGAGUCAGGUUGGUGACUUUGUGGACAGCCUCAUAGAAGAGUCGGCCACUCUAGAACCUGCCCCACUUCCUGCCGUCUUCUCACCUCCGGUGUUGGACAAGGACAAGAGCAGACUCAGACAUUUUCGACCUCCUCAUUACCAAGGGAAGCUGUUUGUCAGCCGCAGGUCACUCCUGGAUGAGCUGUUUGAGGUCAACCACAUCAGGACCAUCUACCACAUGUUUAUCGCUCUGCUGAUUCUGUUCAUCCUCAGUACACUGGUGGUAGAUUUCAUUGAUGAAGGCAGACUGGUGUUGGACUUCGACCUGCUGGUCUAUGCCUUUGGACAGUUCCCCCUGGUGGUGUGCACGUGGAUCUGCAUGUUUCUGACUGUGCUGGUGGUUCCUUACUCUCUGUUCCACCUGUGGACACAGAGCCAGUCUGGGUCUUACCCCAGGUUGUACAGUUUCCUGUUUGGUUCAGCGUUCCUGCUCUACCAGGCUCUGGGCCUUGGUUUUCUUCCCACAUAUGUGGUGGUGACCAACAGUAUGCCGCCUGCGUCCUGCUUCAUCAUCAUUCUAGAACAGGUGCGUCUGAUGAUGAAAGCACACUCCUUCAUCAGAGAGAAUGUCCCAAAGGUUUGGAGCUUGGAUAAAAACAAGACCAGCUCCAGCCCAGUGGUUCCUCAGGUUUUUCACUAUAUCUACUUCCUGUUUGCACCCACACUCAUUUACAGGGAUAAGUAUCCACGUAACCCGACCAUCAGAUGGGGAUACGUGGCCACAAAGUUACUUCAGGUCCUCGGCUGUUUGUUUUAUGCCUAUUAUGUGUUUGUGCGACUGUGCAUCCCUCAGUUUCGCAGUGUCAGUCUACAGCUCUUUGACCUUAAAGCUAUGGUCCUCUGUGUCUUUAACUCCAUCCUACCAGGAGUGCUGGUUCUUUUGCUGGGAUUUUUUGCCUUUCUUCAUUGUUGGCUCAACGCUUUCGCGGAGAUGCUUUGUUUUGCUGAUAGGAUGUUCUACAAGGAUUGGUGGAAUUCAACAUCAUUCGCCAACUACUACCGUACAUGGAAUGUAGUGGUCCAUGACUGGCUGUAUUACUAUGUUUACAGGGACUUACUGUGGAUGACUAAGAAGCGUUUCAGAGCUGCGGCCAUGCUGUUUGUCUUCACUGUUUCUGCGGUGGUCCACGAGUAUAUUCUUGCCGUCUGCUUCGGCUUUUUCUACCCUGUGCUCUUCUGCCUUUUUAUGUGCUUUGGAAUGAUGUUUAACUUCAUACUGCACGACCAAAGAAAGGGACCGAUCUGGAACAUCAUCAUGUGGACGUCGCUGUUCGUGGGUCAGGGAGUCAUCAUAUGUCUUUACUCCCACGAGUGGUACGCCCAGCGCUACUGCCCCUCGAAAGAGACUUCCUUCUUGGAGUCACUGAGGCCUCGCUCCUGGAGCUGCCAGCAGGGUUUGGUGGUGGACGCUGGAAAGCUGUGACCUGCUUCAUGUUCUGCUGAUGACUCAUCCUGGUUCAUGUCUUAGUUUACUUUCAUGACUUUUGCUCUUUGAUUAUUUUAAUUUAUUGCACUUGGGUCUCAGCUGAGUGAUUGAGAUCGUGUGCCAAAAUACUCUUCACUCCAACAGCCAAUUCACACCGAUGCCUUUCGUACAUGUUGGUUGUCAAAGGCAUGACCAUAAAGAGUCCAAACCAAACGUGUAUAUUAAUUUUAUGUUUUCUUUUUUCCAGUGAUUUGUGUUCACCAACUGUGAAAUCACUCGCUGUGCCAAACAGAACAGUGGCAAUAAUGCAGCUCAGUACAAUCUAUAUACAUAUAUGCAGUAACCAGUGGUUAGUGACGGUCGUAACUUGGACCCUGUUGUAACAAAUGUUCAUAGUGCAGCUCAAAAAAUGUCAUUUACAUUCAUUGGUCGAGAGACUUAUUCCAAAGGGUUUUGUACAACUCUGACAACCUCUAGUCUCAGUACAUGAACCUGAAGUUUUUACAUCCAAAAGUUGUAUAUUUUCCAAAAAACUGAAUAUAUUUUUAUUUAAAUAAGUUCUCACACCGCACAGUUUAAAAAGUUAAAAAAAAGGUGCUUUCACACAGAAC